Phlebotomus argentipes is the source of this 5463-nucleotide messenger RNA. RefSeq lists its product as uncharacterized. The transcript is spliced from 9 exons. Gene Ontology annotation, biological process: activation of GTPase activity. The record is from RefSeq and is a predicted model, not a curated record. The coding region runs from base 62 to 5449 and encodes 1795 amino acids. Gene Ontology annotation, molecular function: guanyl-nucleotide exchange factor activity; protein binding. Lineage: Eukaryota; Metazoa; Arthropoda; Insecta; Diptera; Psychodidae.
UCGGUUGGAAAGGUAAAUUUGUCAAUUGCAGUCACGGCAAUUGGACACCGGCAGCAUCGCGAUGUUGGGCAAGAUGGGCUCCUCGGCUCAGGAGGGUGGUAAGAGGUGGUCAGACAGUGAGCCACUAUUGCCAUUUCUGCAGCGCAUCAAUCUCUUUGGUCACUUCCACAUCGCCACGCGCAGAAGUACAAUCUAUCCGGUGGACGAGAGGCGCAACAAGACCCUCGGAUCGCUGGGCGAGAGCAGGAGUGUGCAGAGUCUGAAGCAGUUCUGGAACAGUCAGAUUCUGUCGCGCGGAGCGCGCAGUGACGAGGAGAUCGGACGAUCGAGUGGGGAUUUGUCGGUGGGCCAGAAGGGCUCCACAUUCCGUCCCGUGGACAAUUUCAACAAGUACAAGACGGCCUCGACGGUGCAGCAGAAGAGGCAGACAAUAGACUCGGCGUAUCUGGCCAGGCCCUCCAUUGCAUUCGAGCGACUGCCGCAGAGCGGAGCGCCCGGCGCAAAGAUCCACUGGGCGCGACGCGAGGAGAUCUUCGAGGCGCGGCGCGUGAAGAUGGCCAGCAACACCACCACAGUCAUGAUCGGCGGCGAUGCGGGUGAGAGCGAUAAGGAGAAUUGCCUGGGGGAGGCCAGUGAUAAGAAAGAUAAGGCUGAGAGUCGCAGCAAUAACAGCCUCAGCGGCUCGAGUGCGUCGUUGGCCACCACAGUCGAGUCCAGUCCGCGAAAGAGUGCAUGUCGGAAGGUGAGCUUCAAGACGCACAGUGGCCAGAGCCACCACAUCCGCAAGAUGGCCAUGGGCGGGAGCAAAGUGGCCGCGCUCACGCACAGAUUCAAUCAGCUCAUCCAGCAGGACAGCGGCAUUCUCGAGGAGGUGAAGAAGAAGGGUGUUGUGGUGCAUCGGGUGGCGGGACAUGUGUACAAAAUCCGCGAGGAGUCCAUCUCGCGGAAGGGCAGUGUGAGGAGUGCGGAAGUGGCUGAGGAGAAGAGCCCGCGAAAAGUGGUGCCCAGACGGAAGGCGAGUGUUAGUCGGAAGGGCAGCAGUCGCAUUGACACGCCGAGUGGGAGUGUUAGGGCGACAAUAAAGCUCUUCGAGGCGCCCUCGCGGAGUGAAGAUGAGUUGCCGGAGGAUGCCAGAAAGAGCACAAAGCCCAAGGUGCCGGAUAAAAGUGAACAAGUGCUCCUGCGAACGCGAGAAAUUCAGCGGAAGCGUUUAAAAAUACCAGCCGACGAGAAGAUAACUGCCGAUGAGGAGGAGGAGAAGGCGGGUGAGGAGAGUGAUGAGCAUGUGCCAAAGGAUCGUGCAAUUGUGAGGAAAAUUGAUGAGCUGGAUGAGAUCGAGGAACUGGUCGAGGAGAAACCGCCACUAAAUUUGUCGGUUGUCGGAAAAAGUGAAAAUGAUGUUGAUGUACCUGAAGCGGUGGCUCCUCAGCAGACACCUGUGACCAAACUGACCACAUGCACGCUGCCCAAGAGCAAGGAGAAAUCUGUGUAUGGGCGAAUUUAUGAAAAGAUCAAGUUCAAGUCGUCUUUCCUGUACACAAAGAAGCCACGAGAUCAGCCACUCUCCACCAGUCAUGGGAGUCUGUUUGUGGACAAGAGUCCGGAUCGGAAGAUUGUGGAGGCGAUCUGUUGUGUGAAUGAGAAGAUUGAGCAUCUCUCCAAGAGCACAACGGAUCUUCCGCCCUUGGACGCGGCCACGGAUUUGCCUGAGAUCAAGCCAAAUGACUCGUUUCUGUUCCGGACGACGUCGAAGAACAGCUUUGGGGACUUGAUGAUGGAUCCACUGACUGAGGAGGAGUCCGUCGAAGCGAUAAAUCAUCAUCUGAUCAACCGAACCCAGUCACUGGAUGAGUCAAUAUUCCCUCAGGUGCUUAGCAUGCCGAAUCACUCGACGCCGUUCGAGGAGAGGCCCUACAAAGCCAUCAUCGGCGAGGCGGAUGAGCUCAUUCGGAAGAUCUCCUCCACGUAUGGGAGCUGUGAUAAGACCGAGGAUGACUAUGAGAUCAUAAAUCCGCCCAAGGAGGCACUCUACCAGACGCUCUCGGAAGUGCGCUCGGGCGCCGAGAGUGUCAACAGCUACGAGUCCUUUGACAACUACGAGGCCAUCGAUGAGCUGCGGAAGGAGGUGUCAGCCAUAGACUCGGGCUACGAAGUGUGCUCUCCGCCGGAGCCGCCGCCACCGCGAAAGCCCGAUGAUCACAGCAAGAAACUGCCCAAGGAGCCUCCAGUGCCGCAGCGAAAUCCACCCCAAAGUGUCUUCAUGGGCGCCACAGAGAAUAUCUACGACACCAUCAAGAAUGGCGACUCCACACCAUCCACCCUCAACGGCUACGAGAGCAUCAAUUCUGGCCGGCCAGACUUCCUGCGACUCAGCCAUUUGCACAUGCUGAGACACUCGGACUCGGUGUCGACGCUGUCGUCGGAUCACAAGACCAACAGUCUCUACGGCACCUCACUCAACGGCCACCCCAUCCGGCAGCCGCCGAGCGAAGGCAGCAGCGAGAACAGCGACGAGUGGAUUGACAUCUCGGACAGCGAGGAGGUCACCAAGCACAAUUUCAUCGUGAUUCGAGAGCGAACAAAGUGCCACAGAAGUCCUGACUGGAGUCGAAAGGUUCGAGACCAUCGGAUUCAGCAGCAAGAAGACAUCUUCGAUGAUGAUUCUGACCAUCACUACGAAUCUCUCUACUCAGCCAAAUUAACCGAGCCACAGACGAAACUCACCAGUCACACAAACGGCGAUACUCAGGCUAUUAUAAGCAACGCGAUGGAGAAAGAUCUGCCAGAUGAUGACUUCGACUCAUUCGACAGUGAUCCAGAUUCCGACGAUGAUAUUAAAAAGAACGACAGCGGCGUGGACGUGAGCAACACGAAGCUGCCUGAGCCGCCGCCAUCGUCCAAUCAAGUGUAUGCGUUGAUGCAGAAAUUCAAGAACUUGAGCUCACUGUCGGAGAUCUCAAAGUCACUGAGUCGCUUCACGAAGAAGAAGUCGUCGAAGGGACGCAGCGAAGCCCCAACAGUGGGCCAGAAGUAUGAGAAUACGAAGUUUUACGAUGCGCCGGAGUAUCAGAAUGUGAACUUCGACGGCACUGUGCGAAAGUCCAAAUCACCAAAGUCCAAGAAGCGCAACUCUGUCUUCUCGCUGAAGAGCGACGAUGCGUACGAGAAUACGGAAUUCCAUGCGCCAUGUCUGGCGCCAGGAAGUCACACGCAGCAAUCUAGUCUCGAUGUCGCGGAGGCCACGCGAGGGGCUGAGGAUGGACUGGAGGCGCCCGUGAAGGUGCCGCGCAAGAAGUCGAAGAACGGCAAGAGCUUCAAGUCCAAGCUGCGCAGGAGUCUCGUGUCCUCGGAGUCCACACUGAACAUUGGCAGCUCCUUCAAUGGCACGCGCAGCACGUUCUACAUCUCCGAUUCGAUGGACAUGGACUCGGGCAUCUUCACGGGCAGCGAUCGGACACUCAAGACUGACGACUUGGCGGGCAAGUCACCCUUGCAGGAGAUUGCGAAGGAGAACCGCCGCAAGAGUACGCCGUGUGGGCGGCCCCUGAACCCGCCACCGCCGCCGCCCGCCUCCUCGGCGGACAGGAAGAAGAGUCCCGGCUCCACGACGUCGUGGUACGCCGAGUGCGGCGUGUUCAAGUCCGACACGCUCAAGCUCGAGUCGAAGGGGCGCGAGAAGAAGAUCAGCGGCCGCGGCAGCACCACUUCGUGGUACGCCGAGGCGGGUCUCUAUCAGACCACAAGCGGAGACUCCGUGGCCAGCUCCAGCGGCAGUUCCGGCGUCUCCACGGGCGGCGAGUGCAACGGCGCCGACGACAACUCGCACAGCAUGUUCCUCAACGAGCCACUCUACCAAAUCUACUCGGCCGCGAAGCUGGAAUCGAUAUCGAGGGACAUUGAGGAGCAGGAUCAGAGCGACGGCUACGAGGAGAUCGGCAAGAAGGACGAGAUGGAGAUUGCGGAGAAGAAGCCGCUGAGACCAACGGCUCUGCAGCUGGUGGGACCCAGACAAGGGCCUUCGCGGACGCUCUGGAGCGAGAUUCCGGAAGUCAUCAACUCUGAAAUUCUGUCCACGCUCACGUCAACGGAGAAGCGUCUGCAGGAGGCGAAAUUCGAGAUUCUCACCUCGGAGGCGUCGUAUCUGAAGUCGCUGAAUCUCCUCAAGUCACACUUCAUGAAUGAUCCGUCCUUUAAGGAUCCCAACACACUCAGCAGCGCCGACCGGAAGACGCUGUUCUCCUACACGAUUCCCGUGCAGGAGUGCUCAGAUCGGCUGCUGUGCGACCUGGAGAAUUGCUGGCAGGACAACAUCAUGCUGCUGGGCUUGAGUCACAGUGUGUACAAGCACGCGGAGAAGUACUUCCACGUGUACGUGCAGUAUUGCGAGCACCAGGUGCGUCUGGACAGGACACUGAGGCGCCUCAAGGACGGCACGAGGAACUUCACGCAGGCUCUGGACGUGCUGGAGGCCGAUCCGGUGUGCUGCGGACUGAGUCUGCACUCCUUCCUCAUGCUGCCCAUGCAGAGGAUCACGCGACUGCCGCUGCUGAUUGACGCCGUGCUGGGCAAGCUGAAGCCGGACGACGACGAGUACGACAGCUGGAAGAUGACGCUGGCGAUUCUCAACAAGAUCGUGGCGCAGUGCAACGAGGCGGCCAACCGAUCGGAGCAGGCCUACGAGAUGCAGUACAUCUCCCGCCAAAUUGAGUUCCCCACCAGCAUCAGUCCCUUCCCCAUCGUGCCCGUGGGCAUCCCGGCGCCGAACGGCCUGUCGCGGACGCUCGUGCGUCGCGGGGAGUUGACGCAUCUCAUCUGGCGUGGUGACGAUGGGAAGCUGACGUUCGGGAAGAAGUUCAGCAAGUCCAACAUCUACGUUUUCCUCUUCACCGACAUUCUGGUGCUCACCAAGAAGAAGAGCGAUGAGAACUACUUGGUGUUCGAUCACUGCCCCAGAUCCAUGCUGACUGUGUCCUCUGGCGAUGUGAUACCUCAGCUGCCCACGAAGGAUGUCGCGCUGGCGGGAAAGCAUCUCAUCCUCAUGACUCUGCUGGAGAACCACGAGGGAAAGACUAUUGAACUGAUUUUAUCCUGCCAAUCCGAGACGGAUCGCCAGCGGUGGCUGCAAGCCACUGAGCCGCCGUCGUCGGACAAUCCGGAUGAGACGCUGUACGAGCAGUGGGACUGCCCGCAAGUGAUUGUGCGCCACGAAUAUCAGGCCACGCAGCCGGAUGAACUGUCCCUGGAUCCCGGAGACAUUGUGAACGUGACGCGGAAGAUGGCAGACGGCUGGUAUCAUGGCGAGAGGAUACGAGAUGGCACGCCCGGGUGGUUUCCAGGCAACUACACUGAGGAAGUGGCAUCUCCGCACGUUCGAGCACGCAAUCUCAAGCAACGCUACAGACUACUCACCUUCACAGCGACGUAUUUGGAGGCGCAGAAGAAGAAGUGAACAUUCCAGCACGC